Molecule: messenger RNA, 1682 nt
Organism: Stylophora pistillata
Lineage: Eukaryota; Metazoa; Cnidaria; Anthozoa; Scleractinia; Pocilloporidae
Source: RefSeq, a predicted model, not a curated record
AUCAUGAGUUGUUUACGCAUAAAGAAUCACGACAUUGACUGAAAACAUGGAUGUCAUUUUGUGGGUUUACAGCUAUUAUCUGCGAUUUUUCCAAAAAUGUUAAGGAUCCUCGUUAUUGGUUUGACAUGCAUAUUAUCAGCCGUAUUGUUAGAUAGAUGCAGUGGAUUACAAAUGGUUGGAAGCUGCACUUUUCAAGAAUACAUCAACAAGGCUCGACAAUGUACAACAGAGUUUAUUGCAGAUCUACAAAAGGAUCCUUGCGUGGAUUGCAAGGUAAUUUAUAACAGAAUGGUGGAGUGUACCAAGGAGUAUGUGAGGGAUUGUGUCAGAGACCAUGUUCCAGAGGAUGAUAUUGAAGCUUUUUUGACAGAGGCAGCCAAGCAACUGAAAUCUGAAGAAUUUUACUGCAAAGAUGGAUUGUUUUCCAGGCCAAUUCUGACAGACGAGCAAAAAAGAGAAAUCCCUUGCAACGAGACAUUUUACAACGAAUCCAGAGCUUGUGGAGACACAUUCCAAACGAAGUUUAGAAAUGACAGGGCAGAUAAAAGUCUUUGCAAGGAAUUCACAGACGCAAAGUCAUGUUUAAAGGAAGCAGUUGAUCAACAUUGUCAGUUUGACGCAGACGCCACAGAAAUACUGCAACCGGCAUUUGAUGGGUACAAUCCAUUCUGCAAUGUUUCAUCCGACGAGGAAGUUAAUGAAGGGAAUCAGCCAGCUGAAGGUUAUUACUCACUGGACCCUCAGUCGAAUGAAGAAGAACUCACAGGCAUUGGUCAAUGUUCUAUAAUCGCACAGCUAAACAGAACCAGACAGUGUAUUACGUUUUUUAUAAGAAGCCUACAAGAAGAUCCCCAGGGAAACUGCAGCGUGAAGUACACUUACAUGCAAGACUGUAUCGUCUGCAUGCUCCGAUCCUGUCUUCGGAGAUAUGGAAUCAUCUCUGAGGCUGACAUUGAAGUACAAGUUGAGGAGUCCUUGAAUCACACAAGCCCCGAGAAUUUUUACUGUCGCGGCAUGUUAGAGGCACCAAAGGGCUCCCCGAACGAUGAAGACCUUCAGUGCGAUGAAGGCUUCUUUGAAGAGGAAGUAAAAUGUCUGAAGGAAUUCAACGAUACUUUUAAUGCCAAUGUUUCGGAUCCGACCCUUUGCAGGAAAUUCUCUGAAUCUAAACAAUGCCUCAGAGAUCUCAUCACAACAAAUUGUUCAAGUGGCAGCAGAACAUCUUCGCUUGAGUUCGCUUUGGUAUUUGAUGAUUACAAUCCUUUUUGCUGGGGAAGCACAGAUCAGGAACAAGAUGCAGCGCUCCCGUCGCCUACAGAAGAACUGAGUGAUCCAUGUUUAGCUGAGUUUCCAACAGCUUCCUUAAUACGAUCAAGAGGAAGAAGUCUGUCUCAGUCUCUCUCUUUAUCACUUGUCUUCUUUACAAUCUUCUUGGCUACUUGACAACGCCAAAAAGUCCAGUACAUCAUAAAUAAUUUAUUUAUGCAAAAAUAUUAUUGAUCGAUCUUCCGUAUUUUGCGGCAAUAUCUAAUGAAGCUUCAUAUUUAACUGUAACUAAAUACCAUAAAUACCAACAAGAGUGGUUGUCUUUGUUGAGCACAGUACUUGUGUUUCAUGGCUUCUUUGAUUCAUUUCGCAUAACAAAACGGCAAAAGCAAACAAAUAAAUACAUAACAAAAAGG